Xyrauchen texanus (razorback sucker) is the source of this 5163-nucleotide messenger RNA. Its product is annotated as cohesin subunit SA-1-like. Gene Ontology annotation, cellular component: nucleus; cohesin complex; chromatin. Gene Ontology annotation, molecular function: chromatin binding. The record is from RefSeq and is a predicted model, not a curated record. Lineage: Eukaryota; Metazoa; Chordata; Actinopteri; Cypriniformes; Catostomidae. Bases 280 to 4056 code for a protein of 1258 amino acids. The transcript is spliced from 34 exons. Gene Ontology annotation, biological process: sister chromatid cohesion.
CACCAGAUGGCGGUUUAGGAUUGCUGCUCUUCUAAAAGGAGCGGUUCCAUCUCCUGGUCCAAUUUUCAAUUAAUAAAUCCAUACAUAGGAAAACUUUACUCGAAUUCCGAAUCGUGGGAACGCCGACCUAUACGGCCAUGAGCAUCCCAGGUUUAGAGUUGCAGUGUUAAUACUGUUAUCAGCACUUACACCACACUGUAAGGUCCCCAACCAGUAGCACUCUGGAACACACAGCACUGGAAACCAGACCUGUAACACACAAGCUGUCUGUUUGUUAUCAUGAUCACCUCAGAGCUCCCAGUGCUACAGGACUCGGGUGAGUCGGGUCAGGACACAGUGAGUCUCAGUAUGAGUAUGAGUGAGCUGGACGACUCUGGAGAUGGCAAGGGCCGGAAGAAGAGAGGAAGGCCUGGCAGACCACCUGCACCCAACAAGAAGCCUCGGAAGUCGCCAUUGGAAAAGGGCUUUGUGGGAGCACCGCGUGGGCGGAAGGCCAAUGGCAUGGCUCAGCAGAACGGAGAGGGAGAUCCUGUCACUCUGUUUGAGGUUGUCAAACAGGGAAGGAGUGCUAUGCAGUCAGUGGUUGAUGACUGGAUCGAGUCGUACAAGCAAGACAGAGAUAUUGCACUUCUGGACCUCAUUAACUUCUUCAUCCAGUGCUCUGGCUGUAAAGGCACUGUUAGGAUUGAAAUGUUUCGUAACAUGCAGAAUGCAGAAAUCAUCCGCAAAAUGACAGAAGAGUUUGAUGAGGACAGUGGAGAUUACCCCUUGACCAUAUCAGGUCCAUUGUGGAAGAAGUUUCGCUACAACUUCUGUGAGUUCAUCAGUGUCCUGAUUCGUCAGUGCCAGUACAGCAUCAUCUAUGAUGAGUACAUGAUGGACACGGUCAUCUCUCUGCUCACAGGGCUCUCGGACUCUCAGGUCCGAGCCUUUAGACACACCAGCACUCUAGCAGCCAUGAAGCUCAUGACAGCUCUGGUAAACGUGGCUCUGAACCUAAGCAUUCACCAGGACAACACACAGAGACAGUACGAAGCAGAACGGAACAAAAUGGUUGGAAAGAGAGCCAAUGAGAAACUCGAACUUUUGCUCCAAAAGAGGAAAGAGCUCCAAGAAAACCAAGAUGAAAUCGAAAACAUGAUGAACUCAAUCUUCAAGGGAAUCUUUGUUCAUCGUUACAGGGAUGCGAUUGCUGAAAUCAGAGCGAUAUGUAUAGAGGAGAUUGGUGUGUGGAUGAAAAUGUACAGUGAUGCCUUCCUAAAUGACAGCUAUCUGAAGUAUGUGGGAUGGACCUUACAUGACCGGCAAGGUGAAGUGCGGUUGAAAUGUUUGAAAGCCUUACAAAACCUCUACACAAACCGUGAACUUUUUCCAAAACUCGAGCUCUUCACAAACCGGUUCAAGGAUCGUAUCGUGUCCAUGACCCUGGAUAAAGAGUAUGAUGUUGCAGUGGAGGCCAUCAGACUGGUCACAUUAAUCCUACAGGGGAGUGAGGACGCUCUGUCUAAUGAAGAUUGUGAGAAUGUCUAUCAUCUGGUGUACUCUGCACAUAGGCCUGUGGCAGUGGCUGCAGGGGAGUUCCUGCAUCGAAAAUUGUUCAGCAGACAUGAUCCUCAGGCAGAAGAGGCUCUGGCCAAGCGCAGGGGCAGGUGCAGCCCAAAUGGAAACCUCAUCCGCAUGCUAGUGCUCUUCUUUCUGGAGAGUGAGCUGCACGAGCAUGCUGCAUAUCUUGUGGACAGUUUGUGGGAGAGCUCACAGGAGCUGCUAAAAGACUGGGAGUGUAUGAGUGAGCUGCUGCUGGAGGAACCUGUGCAGGGAGAAGAGGUGUUGUCAGACAGGCAAGAAGGUGCUCUGAUCGAAUUGACUGUCUGUACUAUCCGUCAGGCUGCUGAAGCCCACCCUCCUGUAGGGAGAGGAACUGGAAAAAGGGUCUUGACUGCAAAAGAAAGAAAGACUCAGAUUGAUGACAAAAACAAACUGACGGAGCACUUCAUCAUGGCUCUUCCAAUGUUACUCUCAAAGUAUCAGACAGAUGCAGAGAAAUUAGGCAACCUCCUACAGAUCCCACAGUACUUUGACCUAGACGUGUAUAGUGCUGGGAGAAUGGAGAAGCACUUGGAUGCAUUGCUGAAGCAGAUCAAGUUUGUGGUGGAGAAGCACACAGAUACAGAGGUGCUGGAGGCUUGCAGUAAGACCUACAGUAUCCUGUGUAGUGAAGAGUACACCAUCAUGAACCGCGUGGACAUCACUCGCAGUCAGCUCAUUGAUGAACUAGCCGACCGUUUCAACCAUUCGGUGGAGGAGCUGCUGCAGGCGGGAGAAGAAGCUGAUGAUGAUGACAUCUACAAUGUUCUCUCUACUCUAAAGAGACUCACUGCCUUUCACAAUGCUCAUGACUUGACCAGAUGGGACUUUUUUGGGAAUUGCUAUAGGUUGCUAAGGACAGGAAUAGAGCAGGGAUCUAUGCCAGAGCAGAUAGCAGUGCAGGCUCUUCAGUGCUCUCAUUACUCUAUACUCUGGCAGCUGGUGAAGAUCACAGAAGGCACUCCAUCCAAAGAUGAUCUCCUAGCAUUGAGAAGGGUUGUCAAGUCUUUUCUAGCUGUGUGCCAGCAGUGUUUAUCAAAUGUCAACACACCGGUCAAAGAGCAGGCUUUCAUGCUGCUAUGUGACCUGCUUAUGAUCUUCAGUCACCAGCUCACCACAGGGGCCAGAGAGGGUCUGCAGCCUCUGGUCUUCAACCCAGACAGCACCCUACAGAACGAGCUGCUCAACUUCGUCCUGGACCAUGUAUUUAUUGACCAGGACGAUGAGAAUCAGAGCAUAGAAGGUGAUGAAGAGGAUGAAGCUAACAAGAUUGAGGCCUUACACAAGAGGAGGAAUCUUCUAGCAGCCUUCAGCAAGCUCAUCAUUUAUGACAUAGUAGAUAUGCCUGCCGCUGCAGAUAUCUUCAAACACUACAUGAGGUAUUACAAUGAUUAUGGAGACAUCAUCAAGGAAACACUAAGCAAGACUAGGCAGACGGACAAGAUAUUGUGUGCCAAGACACUAAUUCUGAGCUUACAACAGCUCUUUAAUGAGCUGAUCCAGGAUCAGGGGCCUAACUUGGACAGGACGUCAUCUCACGUUAGCGGCAUUAAGGAAUUGGCCCGUCGCUUUGCCCUCACAUUUGGCUUGGACCAAAUCAAGACCAGAGAGGCUGUGGCCACACUACACAAAGAUGGGAUUGAGUUUGCCUUCAAGUAUCAGAAUCCUCAAGGUCCAGAGUAUCCCCCUCCAAAUCUGGCCUUUCUAGAGGUCCUCUGUGAAUUCUCCUCUAAGCUUCUUCGGCAAGACAAGAAGACAGUGCACUCAUAUCUGGAGAAGUUUAUGACAGAGCAGAUGAUGGAGAGGCGUGAGGACAUCUGGCUGCCUCUCAUCUCUUACAGGAACUCUCUGCUCACAGGUGGAGACGAGGACCGCAUGUCUAUCACCAGCGGCAGCAGCAGCAGUAAGACUGGAUCUGUACGCAGCAAAAAGGGCCGUCUGUCCAUGCACAAGAGACGCAUCGAGGAGGAGAGUGUGGAUGCCUCGUGGAUGAUGAGGAAUGACACCCUACAGACUCCCGGAGCCUUGCAGACACCCCAGCUCACCUCAACAGUACUCCGAGAAAGCCCUCGUCAAGCUGCCGAGCACAUGCCUGACCCGGACUCUGAACCUGGGUCUGAAUCUGACUAUGUCCAUAAUCCUCAGAUGCAGAUGUCCUGGCUUGGUCAGCAGAAGAUGGAGGAAGUGAACAGGAAAGAGCGCACAGCCAUGAACUACAUUAAGGCCCGUAGUGGAGGAGUGCGACAGACUGUACGGGGCCUCAUGGAGGAUGAUGCAGAGCCCAUUUUUGAGGAUGUCAUGAUGUCGUCUCGCGGACAGCUGGAAGACAUGAGUGAGGAAUUUGAAGACACCAUGGUGAUUGAUCUGCCUCCAUCCAGGAACAGGCGUGAGAGGGCAGAGCUGAGACCUGACUUCUUUGACUCGGCAGCCAUGAUUGAAGAUGAGUCGGGUUUUACAAUGCCUAUGUUCUGAGGUACCACGAGAGAUUGAAAAAGAGCAUAUGAUUAGAUUUGAUAUGAUCUCAAAGGAACAAACAAAUUCAAAUAAUGGAGGCACUUGUGUUCAGUUUCAGUGAUUCUGGAGUGAACUUUACACAAAUCCAAAUCUUCCAUCAGCGGAGCUUCAGAUAUUAUUUUAACAGAUUCAGUCUAAUCAUGUCACAUAUGGUGAAUUGUUCUGUUGAAUGCUAUGUUUUGUUCAGCUCAUUUGAAUCACACUGGAUGGGAUUUACAUUGUGGUACAAAUUUAUCAUGUAAGAAUGUAUGGUUCCAUAUGUUAAAGAUGUACAUAUUUGUGUUUAUCCAUCCUACUAUGUAGUUGCCCUGUACAGUUAGAUUAUGGAGUAGUUUUUACAAUAAAGUCAACAAACCUUCUUUCUUUCACCCAAACAACCCAAUCAGUCAUACAUUUUGGCAAAUCUUCUGUCUAAAUUUAUACAUAAAAAUAACAUUCUCUUGUUUUCAGUAGUUUUUGGGUAAAGGACUAAAGAAGGUAAACAGCGGUUGUGAGAAAAGUUUGGUCAGAAUGUUGUUACAGUUGUGUUAAAAUGUCUGUGUAUUACACAAUUGACCUAAAAGGGAAUUACGUGUUGUGUAUUUUGGCUUGCAGAACAUUUGAAUGGUCGGUUCUUUAUCUUUUAUUUCCAGUAGAUUUAGUUUUCAAUGAGGUUAGGCUUUAUUUGUGUGAAAUGUCUAUUGAACAUUUAUUGUGGAUUAUAACGAGGAAGGUUUCUGCCAGUUGCUUUUUGUCUGGAUCAAACCGAAGAUCCUGCUGUGCCAUGUUUUGAUCAAGGCAGAUUCAAGUAUUGUGACACUAACUGCCUCUGUUUAAGUGCUUUAUGGUCAUGUGUUCUCAAAGUGAAACGUUGUACUAACAACAACAUGAAUUUUCCCAUGAUUGUCAUUACUCCCAAUCCAACUCUUGGUUAGCUUUGCUAGUGUACCUGUAAAUUGUACAUUUUCGAUAUAAAAAGGUUUUCUUUUGUAAUACCUAGAAAUUAUGUACCACUUUCCCUUUUAAUGGAAAACUGUUCUAAAACUUUUCUUCAGUGAACUUAUGGAAAAUUCACUUUUUCAGAAA